UACACUUCCGGUUUCAGUGUGACGUGACGCGUAGUUAAGCAUAAAUACAUUUGACUGAGUUUACUGUUUUCUGCAGUGGAUACCACGUACGAUUUUCAGAGCGCACGAAUAAUAAUUUGUUUUAAAAAGAUGGAUAAUUCCGGGAAAGAGAAGGAGGCUUUGACUCUCAUGGCCGAGGCUGAUAAAAAGAUGAAAUCCUCACGAGGAUUUGGGACGUUGUUCGGAGGUUCAUCCCGCAAGUAUGAGGAAGCCUGUGACAUGUAUGUGAGGGCAGCAAACAUGUUCAAAAUGGCCAAGAAUUGGAGUGCUGCUGGCAACGCAUUCUCUCAAGCAGCACACCUUCAUCUGCAGAUGGACAACAAACUUGAUGGAGCCAUCAAUUUCCUUGAUGCAGGCAAUGUUUUCAAAAAAGCAGACCCACAGGAGGCCAUCAACUGCCUGAACCAAGCCAUUGAAAUUUACACAGACAUGGGCCGUUUCACCAUCGCAGCCAAACACCACAUAUCUAUUGCUGAGAUCUACGAGAGUGAGCUAUUAGAUGUUGAUAAGGCCAUUUGUCACUAUGAACAGGCAGCAGAUUACUACAAAGGGGAAGAGUCAAAGAGUGCUGCAAAUAAAUGCCUUCUGAAAGUUGCCACCUACACUGCCCAACUGGAACAGUACCAGAAAGCCAUUGACAUUUAUGAACAGAUCGGAACUUAUGCAAUGGACAGCGUCCUGUUGAAGUAUGGCGCUAAAGACCACUUCUUCAAAGCAGCUCUUUGUCACUUCUGUGUGGACAUGCUUAAUGCAAGGCUGUCUGUACAGAGAUAUGAGGAUAUGUUUCCAGCCUUCUCAGAUGCUAGAGAGUGCAAACUGGUUAAGAAACUUCUAGAUGCAUAUGAGGAGCAGGAUGUUGACGCAUUCACUGAUGCGGUGAAGGACUUUGACUCCAUCUCAAGAUUGGAUCAGUGGAACACUACUAUGUUACUGAGGAUAAAGAAACAAAUACAGGAUGACGAGAGCGACCUUCGCUAAUCCCCUCCCCUCUUCUAAUCCAUCAGAACUAAUCAUCAUCUCCCUCACUACUCCUGGAACUUUAUCACAUCACAUUCCUGAAUAACUUACCAAUCUUAAAUGUUUCUCUCUGAGUGUUUUCAUACUUUAAUCACCAGGCAUUGAACCCUUUAGUGUUUCAUAACUGUCUAUCCACUUCUUAAUCUGUGUGAUGUGUUGUCAAGCAAUAAGGGUUCUGGCCCAGACCCCAAAGAACUACUGGCUAAAACCUGUGUAGAAUAGCACCAAGUAGAUAAAGGUGUAGCCUACUGUACUAGCUAGCCCAUCCAAAUGAGGUGGAUAAUAACUUUGUUAUAGUUUAUUUCUGUUGUGUUGUUUUCUGUAAUAGUAACUCCACACAACUGUCUUAAGUGUUAAUGGUUUUAGGUCAUGUCUGACCUGGACAUUUCCAGGGGCAACAGUAUAUUCUACUAGAACAUACAGUAUAUGUCUUAAAUUGGUUAGUUAAUUAAAAACUGUAUUAGUCAUAAGUUGAGGCUUCUACUUUUAAAUAUAUUGGUCAUUGCUCAAUUAUGCUGCUGUUGUGUUACACAAUAGCAAAGUCUCAUCAGCCAAAAAUGUUUUAGUUGCUAUCUUAUAUUGAAUUAAGACUUUGGAAGAGAUGGAACACAUGUUUUUAACUCUGUUGAUGAGUAUAAUUAUUUCAGUGUGUCUACUAGCAGCCAUUCCCCUUUUAAUCAUUAUUUAUUGAUCUCUGAACUGUGAACAUUUUGAAUUUUGCUUUAUUAUUAUACUGUAGAUACUAUUUUAUGUUGUCAUUCCAAAGGGGAUCUCUUUAAAUUCCUACACAGGAAGCUGGAUUACCUCAGUGCUAUUGGCAGAACUAGGAUGAUUCCAUGGAUUAACCUGUAUUAUCCCAUGUUUUAUUUAUUUCACAUCUUGAUUAAACAUUUGGUUUUCAAUUAUAUUCUGGCUUGAUUAAUAACAGGUAACAUGUUGUACAUGUACAUUAAAGUAUGCAUUACUCAAACAGCUGUAUUACACAGCUACAGAUGACUGUGAUUGAAGGAUGUGCAAGUUUGCAGUGAAACAAUAAAAGCAGUUCAUUAUCCA
Messenger RNA from Salvelinus namaycush (lake trout), 2109 nucleotides. It is a transcript of the gene napaa, whose product is annotated as N-ethylmaleimide-sensitive factor attachment protein, alpha a. The record is from RefSeq and is a predicted model, not a curated record. Gene Ontology annotation, cellular component: vacuolar membrane; terminal bouton; synaptobrevin 2-SNAP-25-syntaxin-1a complex. NCBI's taxonomy places the organism in Eukaryota, Metazoa, Chordata, Actinopteri, Salmoniformes, Salmonidae. Gene Ontology annotation, biological process: synaptic transmission, glutamatergic; intracellular protein transport; SNARE complex disassembly. Bases 130 to 1017 code for a protein of 295 amino acids. Gene Ontology annotation, molecular function: soluble NSF attachment protein activity; syntaxin binding. The transcript is spliced from 11 exons.